Molecule: messenger RNA, 164 nt
Organism: Dovyalis caffra
Lineage: Eukaryota; Viridiplantae; Streptophyta; Magnoliopsida; Malpighiales; Salicaceae
Source: the annotation of a GenBank genome assembly
AAAUGGAUGCAAUGGCAAGUUUGAUUGCUUCGGGCAGUGACCAACAGUUAUUUUUGAAACACAAGAAAAUGAUGGCAAAACUAGUUGCUAAUGCAGUGGCCGUUGUUUCCCCUAACAGGAUGCUGUGGAUGGAAGUGGUAUUCUUGAUGUUCCUGUUUUCAUAG